Messenger RNA from Pleuronectes platessa (European plaice), 4268 nucleotides. RefSeq names its product BCL6A transcription repressor b (gene bcl6ab). Gene Ontology annotation, molecular function: RNA polymerase II cis-regulatory region sequence-specific DNA binding; DNA-binding transcription factor activity, RNA polymerase II-specific; protein binding. Lineage: Eukaryota; Metazoa; Chordata; Actinopteri; Pleuronectiformes; Pleuronectidae. The record is from RefSeq and is a predicted model, not a curated record. Gene Ontology annotation, biological process: regulation of transcription by RNA polymerase II. The coding region runs from base 1043 to 3010 and encodes 655 amino acids. Gene Ontology annotation, cellular component: nucleus. The transcript has 9 exons.
GAAAGUGGCGCAACAGGACCCGGUCGGUCUGGUUCAGUGUCACUUGCGGAUCUUCUUCUCCCGUCGUCAAACAAUCUUUACACUUCACUUUAAGUCUUCCCAUCGCCGAGCAAAGCCGACGACUCGUGCGCAUUCACGUGAACCCGAGCGCAGACAUGUUUUGAUAACACGUUCAACAGCAGCGCGGAGAGAUGUGCGCACUUUCGCCGUAUUCUCGAAAAGUUGUUGCGGGCUUGUGCUUGUGCUGGCCCGCUCGCUGGCGCUCUGCCGAAGUUACGCAGCAAACAACUGAUCGCUCCGCUAAAGCCACGUCCCGUUUAAACCCCCGCCGUGGUCUUAAUGUUUGAAGGGUUUGGAAAUAACUCGGCCGGGCGAGUUGAUCUGCAGUGGGGAGUGAAUGUUAAUGGGUUAAACGGGGAUGAGGGGAACAGGAAACCUCGCUGUGCACUGGCAACCUAAUCUGAGCGGCCAGGACGGAAUGUGCUCAACGUCAAACACACGUUUACAACUGCAGCUCCCCGUCUGCUCCCACUCAGGCUGCUGCUGCUGCUGCUGCCUCUCAGAGAACACACACGGAACUCUGCUUCAGAACAAACACUCCAUCAGCACGAGGCUGUCUUGACAUCUGCAGUCGUUUUUUUUUUAAAUGCUCCUUUAUGAUCUGUAGUUUCGUCUUUUUGUUGUUUCCUCUAUAAUGAUACUGGACUUUGUGCUAAACUUAAAAGAACAGGCCUUGAAAAUAAAUCGCAGUUUUGGGGGGGUAAUAAUGUUGUGUGAAAGACAUUGAUCAUAUGUAAUAACACAGACAUUAACGCCCAAUAACAAGAAGCAAGGCGUCGCUCCGGGAUUCAGUUCCCCUCCCUUUACUUCUCUGUGCGAUGGCGCCACCCUCGGAUAAAAAGGAGUCAAGACACGUUGGCUCCAAAGCUUGUUGUGAUUUUAAAUCCUGGGGGCACCUGGCUUGUGUUAGAUCUGUGUAUCAGCCGGAAGUUCUAAGACUAUAUAUGAUCUUGUAUAUUAAAAAAAAAAAGAUUGUGACACCAUGGCCACAACGGCAGAUGGCUGUAUCCAAUUCACACGCCACGCAGGUGACGUGCUGCUCAACUUCAACCGUCUCCGCAGCAGGAACAUCCUGACCGACGUCACCAUACAGGUGGAUGGGCAGCCCUUUCAUGCUCACAAGGCCAUCUUGGUGGCCUGCAGUGGCUUCUUUUAUUCCGUUUUCAUGAACCCAGCGAAUUCAGACCUUAGUGCCAUCAGCUUAGACCCCAAAGUGGACCCCAAGGGUUUCUCCAUUCUGCUGGAUUUCAUGUACUCAUCCUGUCUGAACCUCAAAGACAGCCUGGUCCUGGCCACCAUGAACACAGCCAUCUAUCUCCAGAUGGAACACGUGGUUGACACCUGCCACAGGUUCAUCAACUCCAGGCAUCACUCUCUCAAUAUGGAGCCUGGAGUGGUGCAGACCAACUCAUUACAUCUGGCUGAGGAGAUCCCUGGAUCGAGGCCUGCCGAUGAGAAAGAGCCAGACUUUAGAAACAACCACACAUCAACCAUCUCCCCUUUCCAGGAGUGCCGGGGCACCGUUCCCAAUGUCUUCAGGGGCAUCAACACAUCUGGCUCCUAUCACGUCUAUGGUGACAUCCAAGCCCAUGAUGGGAAGUUUGAAGACCCGCAUAAGAUUACAACCCUUCCCAGAGGUGUCUCUUUGUCCCAAACACAAUGCUCGCAGGUACCCAACCCCAACAUAGCUCACAAUGAAUCCACCACAAUGCUCUCUCAUCCGGUGCCAUCACACUCCAGUUGCCCCACUAAUAUCAUCCAACCAGCAGGAGACCACGUGAGCAAUCACGGGCUUGCUGCUCCAAUGGAGGAAGAAAACAUUCAGCACCCGCAAACCAGUUGCCUGAGGUUGUGUCCGGGCUUUAGCAAAGGUGUGAUUUGUAGCCCUCAGAGCCCACUCAGAUCUGACUGUCAGCCAAACUCGCCUACCGAGUCCAGCAGCAGCAGAAAUGCAUCCAUGAGCCUCAAACAGCCCUCAGACUACCCAGCAGACACCAAGGCCCGCAACUGGAAGAAGUACAAGUUCAUCGUCAUGAACCAAACUCCCGAUGAGAAUGAAAAAGAGUCUCAGGGAGGCAACGCUGAAGCCAUAUCCCUUUCCCCAAUGCUGAGCCCCUGCAGGAGUAUAGGAACAGGUGGAGACAGCGAGGUCCAUUCAGACGAGGGAGCCAGCGAGCACAGAGAAGACAUCCCCAAGUCUCAGAGUGUUGACAGCUGCGGCAGCAGCACGUGCAGCAGCAUUAGCCACCGCAGAUGCUCCUCCUGUGGGUGUGACAGCCCUCCGCGCAUGGAGAUGGGUCACCUGUCUCCAGACUCAUACAGCAGAGAAGAAACUACCAAACUACGCGAGUAUUCCUCCUCCAGCUGUGAAAACAAUACAUACUUCUGCAAUGGCUGCGACUUCAAGUUCACAGAUGAAGAUUCCCUCAAAGAUCACAUGGUCCAGGUCCACAGUGACAAGCCAUACAAGUGUGACUGCUGCCAGGCCGCCUUCCGUUACAAGGGCAACCUGGCCAGCCACAAGACGGUUCAUACUGGUUCGAAGCCGUACCAUUGCAACAUCUGUGGUGCUCAGUUCAACCGACCAGCCAACCUCAAAACUCACACCCGCAUCCACUCUGGAGAAAAGCCAUACAAGUGUGAGACGUGUGGCUCUCGAUUUGUUCAAGUGGCCCAUCUUCGCGCUCAUGUGUUAAUUCACACCGGAGAGAAGCCGUACCCUUGCGAGAUCUGUGGAACACACUUCCGCCACCUUCAGACACUUAAGAGCCACAUGCGCAUUCACACCGGAGAGAAGCCUUAUCAUUGUGAAAAAUGUGACCUCCACUUCAGACACAAAAGUCAGCUGAGGCUUCACCUCCGACAGAAGCACGGGGCAGUCACCAACACCAAGGCUCAGUAUCGCAGGACUCCCAGCAACAUCGCCACAGGCCUGGUGACCUCCUGCUGAGUGGGCCGCAGUCCUCUUAUGUGCCAUUUCUUUCCCACCGGUUUUACAUAGGCCACCAUGUUGUCAAAAGAGUUUCUAUUUUUUUUCGAAACAGAAACAUAAACACGUAUGCAUUUGUAAAUGAUGCAUAUGACUUUGUGUAAGCUCUUCAGUAUUUGGUAGCUCUUAGUUUAAGAUUGUAGAAGUCCAUGCUUCUGUGUGAAUGUGUAAAAGCAGAGUGUACAUUUUUGAAUGUGAUUCUGAGCAGGUAUAUCUCUAUUUUACAAAUUACGUAACUGAAUGUCAGCAUUGGAGGACAGUCCUCUUUGUCAUUCGGAUUGAGAACCACUGUUACAGUUCUGCUUUCGAUUAUGGUAUGAAUAUCCCCAAAUAAUGUGGUCAAAGUUCAUGCCGUUACUCUAUUUUUGUAAAUAAGAUAAUAUAUAUUUCCACAUUGCCAUCUGCUGGCAGAGUACGAAUAUAUUGAGUUUGUUUGGGUCACGCGCAGUGAGCUUCACUGACUUGACACCACGAGGGCUUGUUAUUUAGCCAUUUCCCAGUUUGCGCUACAUGUGGUUCAUGCACAGAUUGACGUUCAUUUUAGAAAUUGCUUUGUACAUAUUUUUUUCUCAAUAUUUUUAGGCUUUUGUUCAUAUUUUGCACAUACUCAUAAUGCUGUGAUUCAUAUAUUUUCAUACUUAAAUGUUUCUACUUUAAAUGUUGACCCGUUGAAAUUGUUUGUUCAAACCCCAAUGUCCAGCACCUGCUAAAUUCUUAUUUAUAGUCUAUUUUUUUUUUUUUUCUUUACUUAAUUAAUUUUGGUGCUGCAAUGAUCCACGGUGCCACAGGAUCAUUAAAGUUAGGUUGUAUUCAUCUAACCCUAUGUUUUAUAGUGCACCUAUAUGUAUCAGUGUAUUCAUAGUGCCUUACAUUCACACUUUUCUAUUGUCUGACUAGCUAUUUAAGCAUUUUCAGUUUGGUAAUAUGGAAGAUAUAAGCUGCUUUUGUGAUGUUGCAUUCGGUACUUUGCCCUGUCAUUGUUUGUAUGCAUGUCAGGUACUAAUGUUAUGAAAUCUGACAAUCUGUUGUGUAUCGUUCAUAAGGUGCAGAUACGCUCAAGCUAAAACGCUCAGGAAUAUUAGUAAUAUGUAAGCAAAUGUCUUUGCAACUGCAAUUUACAUACAUGUGUAUGUGUGUACAAUAUAUAUAUAUAUAUAUAUAUGUGUAUAUAUAUACACAUAUAUAUAUUUAAAAAAUGAAAAUAAACGUUUAUUAUGUA